UUUAUUCGAAGCAUUUUGUCAAAGCCUUUUAAGAUCCCCAUUCCAAAUUAUCAAGGUCCUCUGGGCUCUCGGGCAUUGGGCCUCAAAAGGGCUGGGGUCCGCCGGGCCCUCCACGACCCCUUGGAAGAAGGUGCCUUGGUUUUGUACGAGCCUCCCCCGCUGAGCGCCCAUGACCAGCUGAAGCUUGACAAGGAAAAACUCCCUGUCCAUGUGGUUGUUGAUCCUGUCCUCAGUAAGGUCUUGCGGCCUCAUCAGAGAGAGGGAGUGAAGUUCCUGUGGGAGUGCGUCACAAGCCGGCGUGUCCCGGGCAGCCACGGCUGCAUCAUGGCCGACGAGAUGGGCCUGGGCAAGACGCUACAGUGCAUCACGCUGAUGUGGACGCUUCUGCGCCAGAGUCCAGAGUGCAGACCAGAAAUUGACAAGGCAGUGGUGGUGUCACCCUCCAGCCUAGUGAAGAACUGGUACAAUGAAGUUGGGAAAUGGCUUGGAGGGAGGAUCCAACCUCUGGCCAUUGAUGGAGGCUCUAAGGACGAGAUAGACCAAAAGCUGGAAGGAUUCAUGAACCAGCGUGGAGCCCGAGUGCCUUCUCCCAUCCUCAUCAUUUCCUAUGAGACAUUCCGCCUUCAUGUUGGAGUCCUCCAGAAAGGGAGUGUUGGGCUGGUCAUCUGUGACGAGGUACUUGACUCUCAGCGGUCUGGGUGGUAGAAGAAAGUGUUGAAAUCUCCUCACUAAGAACUGCCAUCCAAGGGCUGUGUCAGUAUUUUUUAAUUUUUUUUUUUUAAUUUUAUUCAUUUGAG
This is a messenger RNA of Ailuropoda melanoleuca (giant panda), 797 nucleotides long. Its product is annotated as DNA repair and recombination protein RAD54-like. Gene Ontology annotation, molecular function: ATP binding; DNA translocase activity. Lineage: Eukaryota; Metazoa; Chordata; Mammalia; Carnivora; Ursidae. Gene Ontology annotation, biological process: reciprocal meiotic recombination; double-strand break repair via synthesis-dependent strand annealing. Gene Ontology annotation, cellular component: nucleus. The transcript is spliced from 5 exons. The record is from RefSeq and is a predicted model, not a curated record. Bases 325 to 705 code for a protein of 126 amino acids.